Messenger RNA from Aureobasidium subglaciale EXF-2481, 1463 nucleotides. RefSeq lists its product as uncharacterized. Gene Ontology annotation, biological process: ubiquitin-dependent protein catabolic process. NCBI's taxonomy places the organism in Eukaryota, Fungi, Ascomycota, Dothideomycetes, Dothideales, Saccotheciaceae. The transcript has 2 exons. The record is from RefSeq and is a predicted model, not a curated record. The coding region runs from base 283 to 1206 and encodes 307 amino acids. Gene Ontology annotation, cellular component: COP9 signalosome.
GCCCGUUAUGUCGGUCCAGAGAUGCAGCAACUGCUCAUAUGGCUGACCAAAUACUAUGACCACUCCAAAGACGUGAGCCUACAACUUCAAUCCUGGUGUGCUUGACUGACGCAAGGCUGCCAGCCAUCCGUCAUUCCCUACAUCGCAACCGCCAUCCUCCGUCUAGAUCCAGAGUCUAGUACCCUCACCUCGACUCACCUCCUCCUAUUGCGACUAUGUCUUGCUGCCGGUCUUCCCCGCCAGGCUUUGCGUGUGCUCGACAAGGACAUCUACAACCUACCCAUGGACCCACAAAAGGGUGUUGACGAACGUUUCGCAUGCGCCGACCAUGAUCUCAGUGCCACCUACAUCACAAAAGCCUCAAACAUUUCAGCAACUCUUACAGCUCCCGACGUCCAUGAAUACUACUUGCUUGGCGCCUAUGCCUACAUUGGCUUACGCCGCUAUAACCGCGCUCGUCUCUUCCUCGAACUGGUCCUUGGUUCGCCCUCACAGAACGUCGCGACCCCUCUGAUGGUCGAGGCUUACAAGAAGUCGAUCCUCGUCAGCCUGCUAUCUACUGGUUCUCUCUCCUUUACCAAGGGUUUGAUCAACCCGCAGAUGAUCAAGACUUACUCAAGUCUGUCCAAGCCGUACGAAGUUCUCGCAGAUGUCUUCAAGAAGCGUGACGUUCUGCGUUUGGAUGCUGAGAUUGCUAUGGCCACCGCUGUUUGGGACGAGGACGGCAACACGGCCAUUGUCAACCAAGUAGCCGACUCACUGCGUCGAUACCGUGUCAUCGACUUGCAGAAGACCUACGCUGCUCUUCCCAUCGAAGGUAUCGCUCUCCAUCUCAAUCUGACCCCAGGAGCCACCACAACACUGCUCAGUACCAUGAUCCGUGACGGCCACCUUCACGCCUUGCUUCCUCCACUCAUUGCUGGUACCGACACCAAACCCGUCCUUCGCUUCCUCUCGCAAAAUCCCAAUCAGCCUGCAGUCGAUCACGAUGCUUUGUUGAAGGACAAGUCCGUUCACAUCGAGCAGCUCGCCAAGCAUGUCCGCGAAGCCGAUCGUAGACUUGCCAUCCAAAAAGAAUAUGUCGACUUUACUCGUAGAAACAAGCGCGCCGAAACUGCUGGUGCUCAGGGCUACGAGGACCCGAUGGAUGUCUGGGACGCGCCUGAGGAUGGUGAUCAGGAUGAAGAUAUGAUGGGCGACCUCUGAUCGCAAAGCACAAAUGACUGCAUCGAACGGGGGCAGCGGACUUGAUAUUUCACGACACGACUGCAUACGAGAUGGCGUUUACUCUUGAGGCAAGGAACCCUCAAUUCCUUUUUCCUGUUUCCUUUCUACACAUGGUUAGAUGAGCAGAGCUCAAAUAUUACCGACUGCGGUGCACUGGGAGCUGGACAUGAGCGAGUCCGCUCUCAGGAACAGACAUGAUACAUAGCUACAAUGAUCAAAACUACAUGAUCCAUGCA